GGCGAGACAAGCACAAGACCUCACACGCCUCAGGUGCGAGUGCAUGACAAGCCAUGGCAGAGCGUCGUCGCUAAACACGGCCCUUUUUCUCUUCUGCCUCUCGCUCGCGGCCGCUUCUCACGACUGCCACCGCCGGGCCCUCGUUGCUUGCUACACAGGGUGACAGGCAGCCCACGCCUCACCACCAUGGAGACAGGCAGCCUCCGCCAGGGCCUCGACGCCGACGACUUCUCGUCUGGCGGCACCGGUGCCCGCCUUGCACGCGCCGUCAUUAUUGUGGCAGGCGUCUGCGCUCUGAUCGCAAGUCUGGUCACUUUCGUUGCUGUCUGGUUACAAACGAAGAAUUACCGCAAGCCAGUGCUCCAGAGAUAUGUCGUUCGUAUACUACUCAUGGUGCCAAUCUACUCGGCCGCAUCAUGGGCUAGCCUGGUCUCGAUAUCGGCAGCAGCCUACGUAGAGCCCUUUAGAGACGUCUACGAGGCCUUUACCAUCUACACCUUCCUCCAACUGCUGAUCAACUUUAUCGGCGGCGAACGCGCCCUCAUCAUCCUCAUGACCGGCCGACCCCCCGUCUCCCACCUCUGGCCGCUAAAUCUUGUCUGCUCCAAGAUCGAUAUAUCGGACCCACACACGUUCCUUGCCAUCAAACGCGGCAUUCUGCAAUACACAUGGGUCAAGCCGCUGCUCUCGGUGGCCACCAUCAUCAUGAAGGCUACAGGGACAUACCAGGAAGGCUACAUUGGCUUGUCUUCGGGCUACUUCUGGAGCGGGAUGAUCUACAAUGUCAGCAUCACCAUCAGUCUGUAUGCGCUCGCCAUGUUCUGGGUGUGCAUGUCGACGGACCUCAAGCCUUUCCGCCCCAUGCCCAAGUUCUUGUGCAUCAAGGGUAUCAUCUUUGCUUCAUACUGGCAGGGUUUCUUCCUUUCGAUCCUCGUGUUCCUUGGUGCCAUACCCGAUGACGUACCUGGUUACAGUCCUGACAACCUUGCUGCUGCCAUCCAGGAUGCGCUCAUCUGUUUUGAAAUGCCUCUCUUUUCACUCGCUCAUUGGUAUGCUUUCUCAUGGCACGACUAUGCCGAUGCAACGAUUUCGGCUGCGAGGUUGCCUGUCAAGUAUGCCUUGCGUGAUGCUUUUGGUCCCCUCGACCUCAUCCAGGACACCAAGGAGACAUUUGCGGGCAAGCACUACGAGUAUCGGUACUUUGAUGCGCGCGACAAUGUCUUGGCGCAUGAACAGUCGGCCUCGAGGGCUGCGCGGAUGGCCGAAGGAAUGCGGUACGAAAGAGGAGGCAAAGGCAAGUACUGGAUUCCCAAACCUGGUCAGGGCUCAGAGCGCGAGCCCCUGCUAAGCAAAGUAACUUCGAGCCGGGCGAGAGCCAUGAGCCCCGGGCCACACAAAGCUCUGAACGGCCAAGGUGCCAAGUACGGUACGCCGGACAUCGUCGAAGAGCCUGAACUAGACAACGAAGAGGAGCAACUGUAUGAAAAUGCACGCGAGUUGGAGUUUGGCGACUGGAAUUACCCCGUCAUCGAGGCGCAUCGUCCCUCACGCGAGGAGCGCCUGUACGCAAACCCCAGCAUUCUGACAGCAUCAAGCAACCGACACUUGCUGCAACCGACCAAGGACAACAAGCGAAGGCGAAAGAGCCAGAUCCACGACAUACAAGAGUCUGUAGACAAGGGCAAGCAGCGUCGGGCAUCGAGCGUCGCGGAAUCGUCGCGCUCCAAGUCUCCGCAGUCGAAGUUGCAUGGACCAUUUGGUAGCCUUCUCCGGCAAAAAUCAUCGUCUUCAAGCUCUGCAAAGUCGGACAAGAGCCAACUUGUGGAUUUGGUGGUGGAAGAUCGGCAGGCUGAAGAAGUGGAGCGUGUGCGAGCGCGCAAGGAGGGAGGACCGGGAUGGAACGAAGUUCCUGCAAAGCACUUUGUGCACACGUAUCCCAAGGACGGGCAGACGGAAGAGGUGCGCGAGGGCUUCAAUCCAGACGAGGCCGAGGCACACAACCCGGAAGCUGAGCACAACCUGGACCGGCCUUUUACGGUGGAGGAGCAAGGCGAAGAGGAGCAGCGGCAGCAAGACAUCAAAGCGCACAUUACGAGUGAAGUCAAUCAUUGGGAAACACGCAACGUCAGCGGGGACCAGGGAGAUGAAGAGGACCGGCUCAGCCCCUCGUAUGGUAGUUUCAGAGAAGAGCGCAAUGCCUGGAGCCAAGACUGAUGACGGGGGAGGGUUGUUUGGUCGAGGCAGGCUGUUGAGAGGGCGCUGUACAGGACGUGGGAUGUGGUUUCAUUAUUAGGCUUAAUCUGGACAUGGGGAAAUGUUUCGUGGGCUUUGUUUGGUCGUCUGUUUGUUUUAUACCCGACAGUAAUCUCGGUGAGCACGCUACGCCACGGGCUGGGAAGACAUGGAGCUGGCGUGUGGCGUGGGCGUGGACAUGGUAGCGAUUUUGGUCGAGCGAGGGUUAGGGUGCCGUCUCAACAGCAAAG
Exserohilum turcica Et28A is the source of this 2483-nucleotide messenger RNA. RefSeq lists its product as uncharacterized. Gene Ontology annotation, biological process: transport. NCBI's taxonomy places the organism in Eukaryota, Fungi, Ascomycota, Dothideomycetes, Pleosporales, Pleosporaceae. Gene Ontology annotation, molecular function: transporter activity. The record is from RefSeq and is a predicted model, not a curated record. Bases 187 to 2214 code for a protein of 675 amino acids. The transcript has 7 exons.